AUGAGGAGACCAGGAGAAGACAUUACGGACAUUGAAGUUCAUCUGCUGUUAUGCUUCCAGCUCAUCUGCACCUUGAGGGUUUCUGAGUCUGGUCAAUGCACCAACCUCCUCAUGGCAACUUUCAACCUCACUCCUGCUGACCCUUCAACAUUCAUCCUAAUAGGCAUCCCUGGCCUGGAAGCUGCUCAUAUCUGGGUUUCCAUCCCAUUCUCCGUGUUCUAUAUUAUGGGCCUGUUGGGAAAUUUUAUGUUUCUGUUUGUGGUAGGCAAAGAGCAGACCCUGCACAAGCCGAUGUACCUGCUGAUCUGCAUGCUGGCGCUCACCGACAUUGGCAUGUCCACCUGCGUCGUGCCUAAAGCUUUAUGUAUAUUUUGGUUCAAUUUGAGAGACAUUACCCUGGUUGGCUGCUUCACCCAGACAUUCUUCCUUUACAUGGUUUCUAUUAUGUACUCAGCAGUCCUUGUCAUGAUGGCUUUUGAUCGCUAUGUGGCCAUAUGUAACCCUCUGAGAUACACCACCAUCCUUACCAAUGCACGAAUCGCUAAGCUUGGAUUUGUGGGUUUGAUGAGAGCUGUUCUCUUCAUUCUGCCAGAGCCUGUACUCCUGAGCAGGCUGCCGUUCUGUGCCAAUCAAAUGAUCCCAAACACAUACUGCGACCACAUAACUGUGGCAAAAAUAUCAUGUGGGGACAUCACAUUCAACAAGAUAUAUGGCCUGUUGAUAGCAUUUGUAGUUAUUGGCUUUGAUCUGACGCUCAUUGCCCUGUCCUACAGCACCUUGAGGGUUUCUGAGUCUGGUCAAUGCACCAACCUCCUCAUGGCAACUUUCAACCUCACUCCUGCUGACCCUUCAACAUUCAUCCUAAUAGGCAUCCCUGGCCUGGAAGCUGCUCAUAUCUGGGUUUCCAUCCCAUUCUCCGUGUUCUAUAUUAUGGGCCUGUUGGGAAAUUUUAUGUUUCUGUUUGUGGUAGGCAAAGAGCAGACCCUGCACAAGCCGAUGUACCUGCUGAUCUGCAUGCUGGCGCUCACCGACAUUGGCAUGUCCACCUGCGUCGUGCCUAAAGCUUUAUGUAUAUUUUGGUUCAAUUUGAGAGACAUUACCCUGGUUGGCUGCUUCACCCAGACAUUCUUUCUUUACAUGGUUUCUGCUAUGUCCUCAGCAGUCCUUGUCAUGAUGGCUUUUGAUCGCUAUGUGGCCAUAUGUAACCCUCUGAGAUACACCACCAUCCUUACCAAUGCACGAAUCGCUAAGCUUGGAUUUGUGGGUUUGAUGAGAGCUGUUCUCUUCAUUCUGCCGGAGCCUGUACUCCUGAGCAGGCUGCCGUUCUGUGCCAAUCAAAUGAUCCCAAACACAUACUGCGACCACAUAACUGUGGCAAAAAUAUCAUGUGGGGACAUCACAUUCAACAAGAUAUAUGGCCUGUUGAUAGCAUUUGUAGUUAUUGGCUUUGAUCUGACGCUCAUUGCCCUGUCCUACAGUCUGAUCAUCAGGGCCGUCCUCAGAAUUUCCUCCAAGAAAGCUCAUCCGAAAGCCCUCAACACCUGCACAGCCCAUAUCUGUGUGAUUCUGAUUUCUUAUAGUUCCUGCCUCUUCUCCAGUCUUACACAGCGGUUCGGUCAGGGCAUCACUCUCCAUGUUCACGUCAUCUUGGCUAACGUCUAUGUCAUCAUCCCCCCCAUGCUCAACCCAAUCAUUUAUGGGGUCAAAAUCAAAGAAUUUCGUGACAAAGUGAGCAAAUACACCUGCAGAAUCUGA
Messenger RNA from Pelodiscus sinensis (Chinese soft-shelled turtle), 1755 nucleotides. The record is from RefSeq and is a predicted model, not a curated record. NCBI's taxonomy places the organism in Eukaryota, Metazoa, Chordata, Testudines, Trionychidae.